Cryptotermes secundus is the source of this 2781-nucleotide messenger RNA. RefSeq lists its product as uncharacterized. Bases 1 to 1929 code for a protein of 642 amino acids. Lineage: Eukaryota; Metazoa; Arthropoda; Insecta; Blattodea; Kalotermitidae. The record is from RefSeq and is a predicted model, not a curated record. The transcript has 3 exons.
AUGGUAGACCCUGUUCCUUUGCCUUCGGAAGUUAUUGAGCGAAGUGAGACAGGAAGUGUGAAAAAUGAAAAAGAUGGAGUUGUUUUUUCAUUUCAUGGAAAGAAUAAAUCUAGGGGUUCAAAUUCCAAUAAUGGAACCAUUGGCAGCAGAGAACUUUCUGCAGCCCAGAAAUGUCAUUCAGAAGAAACUUCUGUCCAGAAUAAAGUGUCAGAGAAGAAAAGUGAAAAAGUUUCAGUGUCUUUGCAGGGUAUACCUUCAGGAAAUAAAAUUGUAAAGGUUGAACCAUUCAGAAACGCAUCGUCCAAGGUAGAAAGUACAAAACAUUCAGAGAAGCAUACAAAGAAGAAACUGAAAGUCGCUGAACAAAGUUUGGAUGGGUCAUGUAAAUCUAGUGCCAGUUUAGUUUCCAGGGAGUCCAGUAUUAUAUAUUGCAAGCAAAAUGAAUUACAUAUGACUAGAGAUGAUAAAAUUGGAACAAACACAAAGUCAGAUUUAUUGAAGAAUAAUCCAUCACCUGCAGUUAGUAGCACUAUUAUCAGGCAUGGAGGUGGAGGAGGGGGUGAAAAAGAAGACGAGGAGGAGGAGGAGGAUGCUCCGUUAUCUGUUCGGCUUCAAGGAGUUUUGUAUGGUGAUCGAAACAAAGCCAAGUCUAGCAUCCACUGUUGUGCCUCUCAUGACAGCCCUUCAGAGUCAGUUAUUAAAUUUGAAGAAAGUUCAGGUAUUUUAAAGCGGCCAGUUGUGAAGAACAACUCUUGUCCUUGUCCGCUGAAAGCCCAAAAGACAUUAUCAUCUACCCCAGAAAGUAAUACUGAUGUUCAUGAUAAGUCCUCUAGGAUAAGCAGCACAGAAUCUGUAGAUGAGAUUAAGACACAUAACAACAGGCCAGAAACAUCAGUCCACUCUGUGGAUGAUGACAGGGGGGAAGAGAUUGCACAGGCCAACAAAAUCAGAGUCAGUAAUUCAAACUAUGUGAAAAGAAUGACACUUGAUGAUCAAUUACUUGCCAGUAUUCAGAGAACCAAGGCAGUUGUGAAAUUGGAAAGGCUAGAUGAGAAUGCAUUGAAAUCAAAUGGAUUGGUUGUUUCAAAACCCGACACUGAGUCCGUAAAUUAUACACUUGAUGAAGACAUAAUUGUUAUUAGUGAUGAUGAAGAGUACUUCCCAUCAUCACAGAUAUUUGAUGACCAGAAGAUAGAUUUGGAGUUACUUAAAACAGAAGAUCAGGAUGCAGUUCGUGAAGAUCUGUUGUAUACUAAAGUUCUUGAAGAUGAUGAUGAAGAUGUAGUAGUGUUUGAAGAUGAUGAAUCAAAUUUAAAUGAUGAUCAGUGGUUCAGAAGGCUCUCACAGCAAGAUCUUGAACCUGAACCAAUCUCAGAGUUGCGUCCACAACAACUGAAAGCAGAGAAAGAGAAAAGGGACAGUGGAUUAAGAGAAGAGUCCUUGCAGGAUGUUGAUCUGCUGCAAGCUACAACUGACGGUGAAAUGAUACAGAAAGAAAUGUUACCUGGUGAUUUAUUGAAAACAGAUCAAGUGAAAUUGAAAUGUGAAGAAUCAGUUAAGAAACCAAAACUUAGUGUUAGGGCAUUGGUAAUUGAUCCACCGCCAAUGCCACGACGACGGGCUUUUCAGAGAGGCAUUUCUGCAGAAGUGGCAAUUCGAAUGUUCAAGGAGCAAGUAGAUGUUUCCCAGCAGCAAGCAAAACCUAGAAACAUUGUCAGUGAUACCAUCAGUAGGAAAGGAAAGAAGGGAGGAAGUAAAAAGAAAAUCUGUGUCCAGUCAUCCAUCUCAGAUGAACCGCAUUUUCUCACUGCCAAUGAAAAGAAGCAAAUUUCAGAUCAGCGUAAAGAAAAGCUCAAAGCCAUCUCUGAAAAGGAAAAAGCUGUUGCAGCAGCUUCAAAGCUUCAAGAUUAUUUUCCUGUUUUUCACUAAAAUUUAUGCCUGAAUUAUGGGAGCCCUUUGAUCAUCCUACGCAUAUGUACAGUGUUAUAUAUCCUAUGUACUUUUCUCGGUAUAUAUGUAUACAUUUUAAAGUCCUUUACUUUGUUUCAGCUGAAAUUCGAGAAUAUUUCACCCAACAAAUUUUACAGUCUCUGAAUAUUUCAGCCUAAUAUAUUUCACUAAAUCCUACGCACUCACGGCCUAAUACCCACAUGUCAUUUAAACCAACAAAACGUAUGUGAACACCGAAUUUUGACCCGAAACUUUACACCGUGAUAUAUCAUUACCAUUACUGUAAAAAGAAUUAAAACUCAGCAAUAAUGUGGAUAUUGUUUCUGGAUGAUGGCACUGUGCAAAUGUACUUCCGUAAAAUUCACUCUCUCAAUGUUCAUUUCGAAUAAUAAAAAUAAAAUAUAUUCUUUCAUAUUUCAGACCUCUGAUUCUACAGAUAUUGUGCAGACUUUUCUUUGACUUACUCUUCAGUCCUGAAAAUGGAGCCGCCAUGUUCCUCCAGAAUAUCGGUGGAUUUGCCGAACAACGAGUCCAUGGUGCUACAGCCAGGGACAUCGUAUUCAUGGCCACCGCUGUGAGAAUUUCAAUUACAAAAUAUUUUAGUGUAUAUAAUUAGGCUUACGAAUAUGUUUCAGAUAAUUUUUAUUAUUAUUACUACUAUAUUAUUAUCAUCAUUAAUGUUGUUAUCAUCCUAAUAUGGAAGAAAUAAUUAUUUCGGUACAAACGUUGUCUACCCCAAGUCUAUGAAACAUAACCUCAGAUUGAGGCCGCGCCAUAGCUCAAGCGUUUAGUCGCUGGCUUCCCACCGCGGAGGCCCGGGUUCCAUCCCGG